CCGGCCGGCCGUAAAACGUCGCUGAGCUGAGUAAUCUGAUAAAGUCAGAAUAAUGAGCUCUUUUACAGAAAAGGCGCUUUCCGAUAAGUUAGCAACGCUAACAAAUACACAGCAGAGCAUCCAGACCAUGUCCUUAUGGCUGAUUCAUCAUCGGAAACAUGCUAAGAAAAUAGUAACUGUCUGGUACACACUGCUCGUGAAAGCAAAGCCUUCUCGAAAACUGGGAUUCAUCUAUCUUGCCAAUGAUGUUGUCCAAAAUAGCAAGAAAAAGGGGCCGGACUUCAACAAGGAGUUUGCAGGCGUGAUGCCUACAGCUUUUGGACAUGUGUAUGAUACCACUUCUGAUGAAAAGACUUAUGCUGCUCUACAAAAAGUACUCAAGGUCUGGCAAGACAGAAAUGUCUUCGACAAGGAUGUCCUUAAGAAAAUAGAACAAGAAAAUAAUGAAGGUGAAGAGCUGCCGGAGCCGGAUGUAGCAGAGGAUGAUGCUGAUACUCCUCCGCAACAAGACGUCGGACAGGAAAGUAAAAGAGAGCAAGAAGACGAGGAGUCUGCUCCCGCUAAGAAACCCAAACUAGAAGACCUUCAACGUAUUCUGCAUGAAGAAGAAGAGGAAUUGCAACAGAUAGAAGACAUGCCUGAUCCUGAUGAAAUGGCCCAAGUCUUGAGAGAUCUAGAACACUCUGCUUCAAGUGAUGCGUCUGUCAGAGAAAAAAUAGCCAACCUUCCACCUGAAGUACAAGAUGUUAGCAUGCUAGAGAAGAUAAAAGACAGAGAUGAUGCAGAGAGGUUAUCAUCAGUGGUCAAUGAAGCUGUAUCGAUGUUAUCAGAUUAUAACAGCAGGCUAUCCUCUGAGAUGACCCAACGUGAAGAACUGAUGAAAAUGCUUACAUCGUAUAAGAUAGGGCAGCAACAUCAUCUCAGGACAUCUCUCAAGAAACUAGAGGAAUAUAAAGAUCGUCUAACGCGAGUAACGACUGUGAGAAAGGAACUGAAAUCGCACAUCCAGAAUCUUCCAGAUCUAUCUCUGUUACCAGACGUAACUGGAGGACUGGCCCCACUACCUUCAGCUGGGGAUCUCUUCUCAAUCGAUGUGUGAACACACUUUCCUGCAUGAGAACAUUUUGAAAUUUGUAUGUGAACACUCUCGGUUGAGAUCUCUACUCUGUUAACGUAAGCUGUAGAUCCUGCUAAAUUGAUACGUGAACACAGAAACUUGCUGAAGAACGGUCAUCAAUAUUUGUGUGAACACAGUACCUUCAGCUCUAGAUUGUGUUAACAAUUAUUGUGUGAACGCGUCACUUUCAUAUGGAUAUCCACAUCUUUAAACCUUUUUACUUGAUUUUUUAUGCUCUUUAUGCACACUGAGGAAGCUAUAGAGUAGAUUCAACAUGUUAUAAGUCACAUUGUUAUAAUUAUUAUUCAUAUGAUUUUCCACUGUUAGGUGUACAUGACACGGUUUCCUAAUUCGAGGAAGAAGCUGUUAGUCCCAUGUGUACUGAUACCACCGAACCCUAACUGCUAUGUAUGUGCUGACACGCCUUCAGUUUGAUGUCUUUUCUUGAAUGAUACCUGAUUACACUACUUUCAGUGGGAGAUUUAUUCCCAGUUGAUGUUUAAUUUGCAUCAUGUUCUUUAAGACAUCAUAUUUGACGAUGAAUAGAGUGGUCUUUACGACAGGAUCACGAUGUGAUGGCUUCAGGUUGGUAUAGUAUUUGUUGUUCCUAUAUUGUUUUAUUUCUUAAAAGUUAAUGACAUGCAAAUACCAUUAUGCUGACUUAAGCAGAAUGUUCAUCAGAUGGCAAAAUUCACCUUUUCACUCUGUGAUAAAAAAGCUUGAAAUGCAAGGAAUUGAUCUUUGUCUUUGGUAAUUUGCCAAAUAUUGAAAAUCAAUUCACACCCAAAUGGAAUGUGAUCUGUAGACAAUAUACACAAUGUGAAAUUUUAACGAUCCUUUGGUUAUGUUGUGAAUAUUCAUGUUGCAGUUUAUGAAAACAUUUUUUUUUUAAUUGCAAGUUACAGGAUUAAGGUCAAAGUUUACAAGGUCAUGGAGUGAUUUGUGAUCCCAGAAAAUGUCUUUUGACAGUUAAUGAUUUAAAACUGAAGUAAUCUUAGGCAAUUGAUAAAGUGAAGAUGUAUAUCUGGAAAGAUGGAGGAAUGAGAUUAAAUUGUUUCAAUGCAAAAGUUGAACAUACAGCAUAUAAAAUGUCAUAGUAUCAUAACAACAGUCAUAGCAAGAGAAAGGAAUGGUUGAAAGCGCAAUGGCUUGAUAAAGGACGACCCUCAAGAAAAGAUUAAAAGAUCAUGAGGUAGAGGAUUGAAAUGUAGGAGUACAGGGGUGAAAAGUCACUAUUUAUGAAAAUCUUGACAUAGAAAUAUAUGUUUCUGUUAUAAUUCUGACAAAGAAAGAAGUAGUAUAAAUCACCCUUUACUUCAAUAUAUUCAUAGUAUGAAAAAGGUUUUCAUGAAUUCACAUCCUUUAUGUUCUAGGAUCACUGAUAAAUGAAUAUUUUACAGAACUUCAGACCUAACAAGGUACCAUUUGGCAAAAUUUUUAGUUAAUAAUAAUAAUAAUAGACAGUUCUUGUAUAGUGCACAACACAUUAUGAAUAAUGUCUCUAUGCACUUCCAAAGGACUUGGAUAUUAUUUCCCCGGCUGUAGCUCGAGCAGCCUUCUGGCACUCAGUGCAUUUCAAGGAAUAAAUUCCUGCCAGGGAUUUAUUCACCUCACCUGGGUUGAGUGCAGCACAUUGUGGAUAAAUUUCUUGCUGAAGGAAGCUAUGCCAUGGCUGUGAUUUGAACCCACAACCCUUUGUUUCAAAGUCCGGAGACUAAUCCACUGGGCCACAAUGCUCCACGGCAUGUUUAUCAACAUGUAGAAAUGUUGUGCAUCAGUGGCUGACCCUAAUACUAAUAUUUUUAACCUAGUCACUAAGAAGUGGGGAAUCUUCUUGUUUCUUAUUUUUCACAACUUUUGUCUUUUGAGUAAAGACACUAGACUGUCCUUUAGAGUAUGUAACUCUAUUUGCCAUUUAUUUUUAACUGGGAAUUUGAUAUGUAAGUAUUUAAGGGAGACAGUAUUAACCCCUUUAAGACCAAGCGUGUAUAUAUUCAGAUUAAGGUCUAUGGAACAUACUUAUUGCAGUAUAACCAAGUCAGUCUCCAACAGGUUAAGAGCCAAGUCGAACCUCAAUUGGUUGAUUUCUAUAAAAAAAGAUAAAUCUUCACCAAAUUAAAUCGAAGUAUAGUAGUAAUCAAAACCUAUCAAACUGGAUGGGAAAUUUAAAAAAAAAUGAUGGCAGUUUAAUUUUUUUUAUUUAUUUUAAAGGAAUACAAGGAUUUAUUCCAUGUACACAAUCUGCAAGUAAGGAAAGGGAUACAAUAGUGUGUCAGACACUCGCUGUUUUGUUUUGAAAUAUUGAUUAUUUCAUUUAUUUAUGUAAAGCCUGGUUGGUUCUACAAGUUAAGUCUUCACUAUGAUUAUUUGUGAUUGAAAAGAGAGCUUCUCGACAAUGUUUAAAUUUAUGAAUAUCAAAAUACAUGUAUUUGAUAUUUCAUGUCAUAGAAUGCAAAAUAAAUAAUGUUGUGUUGUUAUUUCAGUA
Molecule: messenger RNA, 3602 nt
Organism: Lytechinus variegatus (green sea urchin)
Lineage: Eukaryota; Metazoa; Echinodermata; Echinoidea; Temnopleuroida; Toxopneustidae
Product: regulation of nuclear pre-mRNA domain-containing protein 1B-like
Exons: 7
Coding region: 53-1099 (348 amino acids)
Biological process (GO): mRNA 3'-end processing
Cellular component (GO): RNA polymerase II, holoenzyme
Molecular function (GO): RNA polymerase II complex binding
Source: RefSeq, a predicted model, not a curated record